This is a messenger RNA of Python bivittatus (Burmese python), 848 nucleotides long. NCBI's taxonomy places the organism in Eukaryota, Metazoa, Chordata, Lepidosauria, Squamata, Pythonidae. The record is from RefSeq and is a predicted model, not a curated record.
UGUAUGUUUGCCUGACUGUCUCCAGAGUUCUUGACUGCAUCAAACUCUUCCUGAAUCUUGGUUCACAGAAGUGAUCUAAGAGGGCAGGGAUGUCUCAGAACAACACUAGCAAAGAAGUUCCUGCUGCCACCUCGGAUGAGUGCCCUGUGUGUUAUGAAACAUUUCAGUCUCCAAAAGUGUCACGCCGGAUGCUGAGCUGUGGCCACUCUUUUUGCCACGACUGUUUGGUCAAGUGUCUACUAUCACGUGAUGAAGGCCAUCUGCAAAAUACCCUUACAUGCCCCAUCUGUCGCUUUGUGACCUUUCUCUGCAAGAAAAGGGACUGCUGGCCUUCCAAGCCAGCCCUGAGUCCACCCUCCCUGGAGUUGCCACUCUCACCUUCCUUGUUGCCCUGCGGAGUGCCACUGGGGCCUGCAAAUACUUUGGUGGUCCCUGGCCAUUUCCUCUUGCCCCUGCACAGUUAUGACAGACACCAAGGUUUGCAGAGGUAUCCUACCAUGGACUCUGUGGUACAGCCCAGUGGCUUGGAACGUGAAUCCCAGGUCUUCAUUAUUACUCAGUGUGGAAUGCCACUAAUUGAAGAGAACUACGUUACCAUAGCUCAGGAUCACAGCACUAUGGAACCUCCUGAAUCAGUGGGACCUGAAACAUCUCUUGGAACGGGCUGCUUCCAGUCACCUAUUAUGAUGGCCAUUUUCCUUGUCUCUGCUGUCACUCUGUUGGGGGCUGUACUUCCCUGGCUUGUGCUUGUGAGAAAUAAUGAAUGAACACGUUGGAUGGAUCCUUCCAUUUCCAAGAAGGAACUAUUCCAGGAUCAAGAUUGUUCUUCACCAUGUCUACAGUAUGGA